AUGCGCGUAGGAAUGGAUUUUGAUUUACUCUCUGAAGAUUUUAGUUUAACGGAUGUGGAUGAUGGAAGUUUAAUGUGUUUGAAAUUAAUUUAUGAUGAUUUCAUCCGAGAGGUAUUUAAAGAAGAAAUUGAAAAGAGGUUUUAUAGUCCUGUUGAAUCGGAUGGUCGUCGGGUGAAUCCCUAUCAUCGUCAUAAUUUUAUAAUUAAUGAACAAACUUUGCAACAAUUAAAUAUUGAAGAUUUAAGAGAAAAUCUCGAAUUGUAUAAUUUAAUAGUACCAAUUAUUAAUAGAGGUAUUAUGAAAUCUUGUGUAAAUUCCGCAGAAAUUGAUAUUAAAUUAUUUACUAUAGGAAAGAAAGGUGUUUUUAAAUUUGUAGCACCUACUUUGGUUAAGGAGUUUUCAACCGUUUCUAAAUUAUACAAAACACUCAAGGAAAAUCCAAGCACUAAAGAUACUUUCUAUGAACUUCCUAAUGACAUUGGAAAAAGUCAUUUCAAUAUUGAAACAUGGACUUUAAUAUUUGACAUAAUAGAUGAAAUAUUCAAGGAUGCCUUGAGUGAAAAAUCAACUUUUUUACUUUGGAAUUUUCUAUUAAGAGACGAAAGAAUCAAGAAUGCAAAAUUAUUCUUUAGACUAGAAUCUUUUUUGGAAUUAUUCAAGAUUAAGCCAUUUUCAACUUACCAUUGUUCAUACCGUAAUCCAUACUUGCAAUACUCAGUUGACAGCAGCGACUCGAAAAAGAGAAUAAGAGAACGUCAAAUAGCUCAUGAUAUUUUCACACCAAUGCAAUCUUUCGAAAGAUCUCUGAAUAAUCAACAAGGUGAGGUAGACAUCUUUGAGAAUUUGCAACCUCGAUUCACAGGAGGAAAAGUUUUCCUAGCCAUUCUCUACUUUACAGAAACAAUGAGUGACAUUAAUUUCAAAACCAUAGCCGAUCGUUACUUUGAUGAACUUGCCAAACAUAUUGAUGAGAUUGAAUUAUUACUCUUCCUCUUUUAUUCUCUCCAUCAUGCCUUUGGAUUAUUCCGUCACAAUCCAGAUUCUCUCCAAUUUGUCAUUCAAAAACUCACUCUUGGCAUUACAAAGAGUAUUUAUGAAAUGAAAUAA
This is a messenger RNA of Naegleria gruberi, 1107 nucleotides long. RefSeq lists its product as uncharacterized. The record is from RefSeq and is a predicted model, not a curated record. The transcript has a single exon. NCBI's taxonomy places the organism in Eukaryota, Heterolobosea, Eutetramitea, Acrasida, Naegleriidae. The coding region runs from base 1 to 1107 and encodes 368 amino acids.